AUGAUCAAGGGGAAGGACAUAUACAAUGUUAUUGCAGGCAUUGUGCCCUUGUACGUGGCCAUGUUCUUAGGUUAUGGCUCAGUUCGGUGGUGGAAGAUCUUAACGCCGGAGCAAUGCUCCGGCGUCAACCGUUUCGUGUCGAUGUUCGCGGCCCCUUUCCUGGCAUUUAAGUUCAUAUCGGCCAACAACCCUUACAAGAUGAACUUCAAGUUCUUGGCGGGAGACUCGUUACAAAAGGUUUUCGUUAUGGUUGUGCUUUAUAUAUGGAAUCUAACGAGAUUCGGGAAUAUGGACACAGGCAUAAUUAUCUAUGCCCUUUUUGCUUUGCCUAAUACCCUAGUCAUGGGUAUUCCCUUAAUGGAAGCAAUGUACGGAAAAUUCUCUACACCUCUCAUUACUCAAAUUGUUGUCUUGCAAAGCGUCAUAUGGAACACCGUCUUGUUGAUUCUGUUCGAGUAUAGGGCGGCUAAAAUCCUCAUCCAAGAGCAAUUCCCCGACAACACGGCCGCUAUUGCCACAGUGACAAUAGAUCCGGACGUGGAGUCCCUAGGCGGGGAGCCCCUGCAAGCUGACACGGACGUGGGACAUGACGGGAAGCUUCAUGUGGUGGUGAGAAGAUCAGCAUCCGUAUCAUCUAAUAAUACAUCUUACAAGUCUUUUGAAUUGCCUUCCUCAGGCUUAUCUAGGGCUUCUUCAAGUGUUAGUGAAAUCCAUUCUAUUUACUCCGCUAGAGAAACCCCGUUAAGAUAUCCAAGCUUUGAGAGUCCUCAUAUUAUUAAUUUGCCAAAAAGCAUGUCCGUUGGUACUAUUUUGGAAGAGGAUUUGAAGAGGCCAAAGAAAUUCUGGGGUGGAAGUCGCAAAAAUAAUAGUAGAGUUUCCUCUAUUUGUACCAAUGACGACAGUAUUGGAUCUUCUAACGGUGUUGUUGUUCUUCCACACCACAGUGCUGCCUCCAGAGAUGAGCAUGAUGAAUUGACUGAAACUAAAGAAAAUUCGAGAAGUUCUUUAAGUGGGAGCUGGAAGAAGAUGGAGAAUAUUGAAGAAAAUGUUGAAAACAAGAAGAAACAAAUGCCAUCUGCGAGGGUCAUGACGAAGCUCAUUACAGUAAUGGCUUAUAGGAAGCUCUCAUGGAACCCUAAUACAUGGGCAAGUGUUGUUGGCAUCACGUGGUCCCUCAUAGCAUACAGGUGUCACAUCAAAAUGCCGUCCAUAAUUGAAGGUUCCAUUACAAUAGUGUCAAAUACCGGUUUGGGUAUGGCUAUGUUUAGUCUAGGUCUAUUCAUGGCAUUACAACCAAAGAUCAUUGCUUGUGGAAAAAAGUGGGCAGCAAUUUCUAUGGGUGUUAGGUUCUUGGCUGGUCCGGCACUGAUUGCUGCAACCUCAGCACCAAUUGGUAUCCGUGGAGAUCUUUUACGAGUUGAAAUUAUUCAGGCUGCUCUACCCCAAGGUAUCAUUCCCUUUAUAUUUGCUAAAGAAUACAAUCUUUAUCCAGAUAUCUUCAGUACUGCGGUUAUCUUCGGAAUGGUGGUUGCAUUGCCCGUAACAAUAAUAUACUACGUGCUUCUUGGGCUUUAA
Messenger RNA from Arachis duranensis, 1575 nucleotides. Its product is annotated as auxin efflux carrier component 2-like. Gene Ontology annotation, biological process: auxin polar transport; auxin export across the plasma membrane. The coding region runs from base 1 to 1575 and encodes 524 amino acids. The record is from RefSeq and is a predicted model, not a curated record. The transcript is spliced from 6 exons. Lineage: Eukaryota; Viridiplantae; Streptophyta; Magnoliopsida; Fabales; Fabaceae. Gene Ontology annotation, molecular function: auxin efflux transmembrane transporter activity. Gene Ontology annotation, cellular component: endoplasmic reticulum; plasma membrane.